AUGCCUCUUUGGGAAGUUAUGGGCGGUGGAGAGAAGGGCGGCAUUGUGAUCCGAGAAGGUCGGGACUUGACCUCCAAGGAGGAGCAGGAACGCCUGUCCACAGGAGCCCUGGUUUUUGAGCGGGAGGUGGCUGGGGAACGCCUGAGAUACCUCCGGAUGUCCGGAACAGGCCCAAUGCAGGGCUGGGCGAGCCUUCGCAUUAAGGACAAGCCGCUGUUAGUGCAAAGGCCGCUGCAGCGCAAGGUCAGGGUGCUCGCGCUGCAUGGGGCGCCGGGCAACUCCAACAUCAUGAAGUUCCAAACGGCCGCGCUGCGAAAGCUGGCCGGGGAGGACUUCGACUGGGCGUUUUUGGACGGGCCCUGCGCCUGGGCGCCGGUGCCCGGCGCAACGGCGCAGAACUUCACGGAGCGCACUGCAAUGGAGAAGUCCAUUGCCAAAGGCAAAGCCUUUGUGCAGUGGUACACCCACCCGAUCCCGGACGAAGCCGCUCCCGGCGAUUCCAACGGCGUCGACGACGGCGGAAAGCCGAAGGAGAUGAACUUCGACAACGUCCAGUACCUGGCGGUUGAGGAGACCAUUGCGUUCCUGGACAAGCACUUCGCUGCGUCGCCGACGGACAUCAUUGUGGCAUUCUCCCAAGCUGGGACGAUGUUGGCGCUCUAUGCGGACGCCUUGCGGAAGGCGCAGCGCCCCAUCCCCUGGCGCCUCAGCGUGUUGGUUUGCGGCUCCAUGAUCGACGACCCCCGCUACGCGCUCCAGGAGCCGCUGGAUCACGCGGCGCUGUACAUCCACGGGGGCGAUGCCGACCCCUGGGGCCGCCACGGGGAGCGCAUGGUGCCGAAGAUGUACCGGGAGCUGGAGAUGCUCGAGCACGAGGACGGCCACGGCUUUCCGGCCUCCCACCCAAGAGCGCAGGAGAUCUAUCAGCGCCUGCUGCAGCGGAUGUAUAUGUCGGUGACGGAUUUGCUGGAGCGCUGA
Molecule: messenger RNA, 978 nt
Organism: Effrenium voratum
Lineage: Eukaryota; Dinophyceae; Suessiales; Symbiodiniaceae
Source: the annotation of a GenBank genome assembly